UCAGUCCUUUGUUUGAAAAGGAUGGUUACAAUUUUAAAGGUUUUUUCCAUUGCAGAUAGGAUAAGUUACUUGUCCAAAACCCAUGGAGUGUUAUCAAAGUCUAAUUUACACUAUGCUUAUCCAAUCUACACAAUCAAGUCAGAGCCAAUAAAUUGAAAGCAAACUGCCAGGUGGCCUUAUAAAAAUCACAAGAUGGAAAGAAAACCAUUUCAUAAGAAUCACCAGACUAAAGUUGCAAAAUAAUACCAUUACCAAACAUGUCAAGUGCAGCAACAUCUUUUCAUUGCUUCUCUGUUCAGAAAUUACCACCACCACCAUCACCAUCAUGUUCAGAUGAACAAAUAAGUCUUUUAUCAAAAAAACCAAAAUCGAUUCUCCUAAAGAACCCACUUUAUCAACCAACUCACAAGAACAUCUCGUUGCAAUUCAAGGAGAAAAUCUUGUGCUUAGAAAUAAUGGGUGUUGAUUCAGGAAAAGCACUGUCUCAAAACCCUUGUCUUCACAGAGCUUCUUUACACACUAUUCAUUCCAUCAUCACUUUCCUUCAAUCAAAAGGACUUCACCAGAAGGACUUUGCAAGGAUCUUUGGGAUGUGCCCAAGAAUUCUUACCUCAGAUAUUAAUUCUGAACUCAACCCAGUUUUCAAUUUCCUCUCAAAAAACCUAAGAGUCCCUCAACACAACUUGAGAAGGGUCAUCAACAAGUGUCCAAGAUUGCUCGUUUGCAGUGUAAAAGACCAGCUUAAACCAGCUCUCUUUUAUCUUCAAAGACUUGGCUUCACAGAUUUGCAUCAUUUAGCUUAUCAAGAUCCAAUCUUGCUCGUUUCUAGUGUCGAAAAUACCUUAAUACCCAAGCUCGAUUAUUUGAUAAGUCUAGGAUUUUCAAGAACGGAAGCAGUCGAAAUGACUGUGAGGUGUCCAGGACUAUUCACUUUCAGCAUUGAGAAUAAUUUCAAGCCUAAAUUUGACUACUUUUCCCAACAAAUGCAAGGUGAAUUGGAUGAAUUGAAAGAGUUCCCUCAGUACUUUGCUUUUAGUUUGGAGAAAAGAAUAAAACCAAGGCACAUUGAACUUGUACACACUGGAGUUUCAAUUCCACUGUCAUUGAUGCUCAAGACUACCGAUGAAGAGUUCAAGGAGUUGAUAAGGCAAGAAACUGGAUAGACUAAAUUGUGGAUAUUAUACUUAUUUGUAAAUCCGUUGCUUUGCUAACAGUAGUAAUGUUAAUGUCUUUUCUUAACUCUUGAGGUGACUAAUCCAUCACUUGUAUACUUAUUACACAGUCAAUCCACUGGCCUAUGUUUUCUAUAA
Molecule: messenger RNA, 1310 nt
Organism: Lycium ferocissimum
Lineage: Eukaryota; Viridiplantae; Streptophyta; Magnoliopsida; Solanales; Solanaceae
Product: transcription termination factor MTEF1, chloroplastic
Exons: 1
Coding region: 258-1163 (301 amino acids)
Biological process (GO): regulation of DNA-templated transcription
Molecular function (GO): double-stranded DNA binding
Source: RefSeq, a predicted model, not a curated record